Tuber melanosporum (Perigord truffle) is the source of this 1324-nucleotide messenger RNA. RefSeq lists its product as uncharacterized. The transcript has a single exon. The record is from RefSeq and is a predicted model, not a curated record. The coding region runs from base 114 to 788 and encodes 224 amino acids. Lineage: Eukaryota; Fungi; Ascomycota; Pezizomycetes; Pezizales; Tuberaceae.
CACAAAUCCGGAGCGGCCGUGGACAGCUGAAACGCGCGCGCUCCUCAACUCCUCCGGUUGUGUUCAGAGACAUACCCACCUCAAGUUCCAAUGACGCACCUGCCGCCCCUUUAAUGCCGCAACAACAGCCCAUCCCAGAUUCGUGGAUAUUCGAUAUCUAUGAGGACACUGUGGAAGAAACGCUCCAAAACCUAGUGGAGUUCUCCACUCACACACUCGACAUCUCUGAUAACGAGGAGACGUCCGGCGAGUUGGACCUCGGGAAAGAAAACAUCCCUCCAUCAAGGCUCGCCGAAAUCCUGUCCACACCACGCGAGAACCGAAUGUCUGUCGACGCUCCAGUCAAGUGCAUCCCGCAGCGACAAACGCCGGCGAUCGGGCCGGGAGGGCGAGCACCCCGCGUGCGCAGAGAGCCACUGAGAGAAAUGAAGGAGGAGGAGCUAGUUCAACCCGGAAAGAAGACGGCGCAAGACGAAGACAUGAUUAAGAAAGUGAUGAACGGAAAGGAGGAGAUGCAAAGCGAUAAAAUAACGACUACUAUCACGAUGACGAAACUACCCACGCUAUCCAACGACUCAUUCAUAACCUUCUCCACCCCCAAAAAGAUCAAGAGGAAGCCACUGCUCCGCACGACACCCAGUCCUGGCUGGAAGAUAUGGGAAAGCGAUCAUGAUGAUGAUGCUAAUGAUGAUAACGAGAACUUACCACCGCUACCACCAGCCACCAAGGGCGAUUUGGAGAUGCCCCUGCUGGCGGGUACGCGUAGGAAACGGGCUCUGGGGGAAUGAUGGCCCCCCUAGCAAAGCACACCUCUCUUUCUCUCUUUCUUUUUUAUAGCUUGGCGGCCAUGUUUAUUCGUAAUCCUUGUACCCUCUUUUGUGUAGGCAUGUACUCGAUAUUUUUUUCCUUCUUCCCUUCCGGGGUAUUCCUGUUUUACGUCGGCAAUCAUCCUGGGUAAACUUACCUACGUACCCGGCCAAGACGAAAUGGGGUUAAAAAAAGUCUCUUCCUAUCUAUCUUUCUAUCUAUCUAUCUAUCUAUAGUUCUGUGUCUGCUCGGAGUAUCGUUGCUAGCUGGCUGUGUGGGAAUGGGGAUGGUGGGGGCGCUUUGGCGUGUCUGAUAGGUUAGCCUCUUGUUUUCAUCAUUUCUGUCUGUACUGUACCUGUAUGUUUGGUCGGUCUUCUUAGCAAGCGUUUUUUCUUUUUUUUUUCUUUCCACUUUUGUAAGGCAUAUUAUAUGUAUUUAUGGACUUGACGGGGUUACACGAUGGGGAAUUGGGUUAGCGAGCUGAAUAUCGAUGUCUGUCACGCGAAUGCGUGUGUCG